AUGGAGUGCUCAUUCGGAAUCACAGGGAAGGGUUAUACGAUCAUUGCAUCGGAUUGCAAUGCUGCAAGAAGUAUUGUAAAGAUGAAAGGCGAUGAAGAUAAGAUGAGAGUCUUGUCUAAACAUUUGGUAAUGGCAUACAAUGGUGAAGCAGGAGAUACAUUGCAAUUCUCCGAAUACGUAGAGAGAAAUUUACGUCUAUAUGAAAUCAGAAACCACGUCGAGCUACGUCCAAAGGCAGCAGGAAGUUGGAUCCGUGCCCAAGUUGCCGAAUCACUACGAUCAAGAAAGCCAUACCAAGUCAAUUUGCUAUUAGGAGGAUUUGAUGUACCGUCUUCUAGUCCAGCACUUUUCUGGCUCGAUUAUCUUGGCACAUUGGCAAGCGUUCCAUAUGCCGCCCAUGGAUACGGAGCACAUUUCACAAUGGGAACUUUGGAUCGUUAUCAUCGUCCGGAUAUGUCAGAACAAGAAGGUUUGGAAUUAUUGAAAAGGUGUAUUGAUGAACUCAAGAAACGUUUCAUCGUUGAUUUGGGAACAUGGAAAGUUCGAGUGAUUGACAGACAAGGCAUUCGCGAAAUUCAACUGUAA
Molecule: messenger RNA, 585 nt
Organism: Meira miltonrushii
Lineage: Eukaryota; Fungi; Basidiomycota; Exobasidiomycetes; Exobasidiales; Brachybasidiaceae
Product: putative multicatalytic endopeptidase complex chain PRE1
Exons: 2
Coding region: 1-585 (194 amino acids)
Biological process (GO): proteasomal protein catabolic process
Cellular component (GO): cytosol; nucleus; proteasome core complex, beta-subunit complex
Molecular function (GO): peptidase activity
Source: RefSeq, a predicted model, not a curated record